This is a messenger RNA of Pundamilia nyererei, 7203 nucleotides long. It is a transcript of the gene zswim5, whose product is annotated as zinc finger, SWIM-type containing 5. The record is from RefSeq and is a predicted model, not a curated record. Gene Ontology annotation, cellular component: Cul2-RING ubiquitin ligase complex. The coding region runs from base 194 to 3676 and encodes 1160 amino acids. Lineage: Eukaryota; Metazoa; Chordata; Actinopteri; Cichliformes; Cichlidae. The transcript has 16 exons.
UGUUUUAUUUUGACAGCUGUGACCGGAAGCUCUGCCUGAAAUACUUGCUAGUUUGACACGAGCCCCUAUUUAGAGUGCUCUGGGAGCACAGAGAGCUUAGUGUGUGUAUGUGUGUGUGUGUGAGAGUUGUUGGCUUCCUGCUGCUGCUCGGUGUCCGCACACCGUCCGUCUCGUUAGUGUUGAUCGGCUCACCAUGGCGGAAGGACGCAGAGAACAGUCGCCUCAUCCUCUUCUUUCGGUACCACCGGCCAGCAAGCGACCCUGCCUUCGCCCAGCACCCCGAGGUCCCGGGCCGGGGCCCGGCCACGGCAGCGGGUUGCCCAGCUCCCGGUAUCGUUCUCCCGAGUCUCUUCUGGACUGCGCUGCUAAAGCAGUAGCGGAAAAGUGGGCCUUCGAGAGAGUAGAGGAGCGCUUCGAACGGAUCCCGGAGCCCGUCCAGCGCCGCAUCGUCUACUGGUCUUUCCCCCGCAACGAAAAGGAGAUAUGCAUGUACUCGUCGUUUCAGUGCCGAGUCGCCGGGGAGGAAGGUCCGUCGGCGACUCCCGGUGGGGUUGGGGGUGCUGGUUCCGGAGCUACAACCGCCGGUGGCGGUGGAGGAUCUGCCGCCGGUACAACAGCUACCGUUGGGGCAGCCGGGGCAGUGGGGACGGGAGACGGACUGCCUUUCCGUCGGGGUAUCAGACUGCUAGAAACCGGUUGUGUGGAAAACGUUUUACAAGUCGGAUUUCACCUCAGCGGCACAGUGACCGAACCCGCCACAUCGUCUGAGCCGGAGGUCACCCACAAGGUAGCCAUCAGCUUCGACCGGUGCAAGAUCACCUCUGUCACCUGUGGCUGUGGGAACCGAGACAUAUUCUACUGCGCGCAUGUCGUGGCGCUCUCACUAUAUCGGAUUCGCAAGCCCGAACAGGUGAAGCUACGGCUGCCUAUCUCAGAGACUUUGUUCCAGAUGAACAGAGAUCAACUACAGAAGCUGGUGCAGUAUCUGAUCACAGCCCACCACACCGAGGUGCUGCCCACUGCUCAGAAACUGGCCGAUGAGAUUCUCUCUUCCAACUCUGAGAUCAACCAGGUCCAUGGUGCCCCGGACCCAACUGCAGGCGCCAGCAUUGAUGAUGAUAACUGCUGGCAUCUGGAUGAAGAUCAAGUCAGGGAGCAAGUCAAGCAGUUUCUGUCGCAGGGAGGUUACUACGGCUCUGGGAAACAGCUCAACUCCAUGUUCGCUAAGGUGCGAGAGAUGCUGCGAAUGCGGGACUCCAACGGUGCCCGAAUGCUAACGCUCAUAACGGAACAAUUCAUGGCAGACCCCCGACUGUCACUAUGGAGACAACAAGGCACAGGCAUGACGGACAAGUGCAGGCAGCUUUGGGAUGAGCUGGGUGCAUUGUGGGUGUGUGUGGUGCUAAAUCCUCACUGUAAAAGCGAGGAGAAGAGUGGUUGGUUGAAGCAGCUGAAGAAGUGGGGCGACAUGGACAUCUGCCCACUGGAGGACGGCAACUAUGGCAGCGAACUUCCCAACAUUACCAACGCUCUGCCACAGAGCAACCUCGCCCAGGACUCUCUGUCCAGGCCGCGGAGGACUGUGUUCAGUCGGGCUGUCGAGGCCUGCGACCUCCACUGGCAGGACAGCCACCUGCAGAGGAUCAUUAGUAGCGACUACUACAUGUCUCCGUCCUACCAAAGAGAAGGGGAGAGCCUGCUGUUCAGCCCGCAGGGCCUGCCACUCUGGCUAGACCACGUCCCAACGGCAUGUGCUCGCGUCGACGCCUUGCGCUCACACGGUUAUUCCAGAGAAGCCCUGCGAUUGGCCGUCGCCAUCAUCAACACCCUCCGCCUACAACAGCAGAGGCAGAUGGACAUCUACAAACACCAAAAGAAAGAACUUCUCCAGAGGGGUGUUACCUCCACCACUAACCUGGAAGGCUGGGUGGGCCAUCCAUUAGACCCGAUUGGCUGCCUGUUUAUCACGCUCACAGAAACGUGCCGUGUUGAUGACGACAACACCAUGGACACUGGAGACUGUGACCCCAGACCUCCAGUUUACCAUCAUGUGCCAGUGUGGGGCAGUCCAGAUGCAGGGGAGUCCUACUUGACUCUGGCCUUAGAGGUGGCUCUGAUGGGUAUGGGUCAGCAGAGGAUCAUGCCCGAGGGACUGUAUGCCCAGGAUAAGGUGUGUCGUAAUGAGGAGCAGAUUGUUGCAAAGCUUCAGGAACUGGAGCUGGACGACCUAUUGGUUCAGACCCUCCGGAAGCAGGCCAUACAGCUACUAGAAGCUGGCCCAUUCAGCGGUCUGGGUGAGGUCAUCCACAGGGAAAGUGUUCCAAUGCACACCUUCGCCAAGUACCUGUUCUCUGCCCUGCUGCCGCAUGACGCAGACCUGGCUUAUAAAGUGGCUCUCCGCGCCAUGAGGUUGCCGGUUCUGGAGUCAUCGGCGGGCUCUGGGGAUGUCGGCCACCCUCAUCACGGUAUCUCCAUAGUUCCGAGCAGAUACCCACGCUGGUUCACACUGGGCCACCUGGAGUCACAGCAGUGUGAGCUGGCUUCAACCAUGCUCACUGCUGCUAAAGGCGACAUGUUGAGAUUGCGGACGGUGCUGGAGGCCAUCCAGAAAAACAUCCACUCCUCUUCCUUAAUCUUCAAACUGGCCCAAGACGCCUUUAAGAUAGCAACACCCGCAGAGAGCCCACCCGAUAUAACCCUGCUCAACGUGGCGCUGGAGCUAGGACUGCAGGUGAUGAGGAUGACUCUGUCCACUCUGAACUGGAGGAGGAGAGAGAUGGUUCGCUGGCUGGUAACCUGCGCCACUGAAGUCGGUCUGCGGGCGCUGGUGAGCAUCUUACAAAGCUGGUAUACUCUGUUCACGCCCACCGAAGCCACCAGCAUUGUGGCGGCCACCGUCAUGUCCCAUAACACCAUCCUGCGCCUCAGCCUCGACUACCCCCAGCGGGAGGAGCUUGCAAGCUGCGCAAGGACCUUGGCCCUGCAGUGUGCCAUGAAGGACCCACAGAACUGCGCCCUGUCAGCUCUGACGCUCUGCGAGAAGGACCACAUCGCCUUCGAGACGGCCUACCAGAUCGUGAUCGACGCGGCGUCGACGGGCAUGACCUACUCGCAGCUGUUUACCAUUGCGAGGUACAUGGAGCACAGAGGAUACCCCCUGCGGUCGUUCAAGCUGGCCUCGCUGGCCAUGACACAUCUCAACCUGGCCUACAACCAAGACACUCACCCAGCUAUUAACGACGUGCUGUGGGCCUGUGCGCUCAGCCACUCACUGGGGAAGAAUGAGCUUGCGGCUAUUAUUCCGCUGGUGGUGAAGAGCGUGCACUGCGCCACAGUGUUGUCUGACAUUCUACGGCGGUGCACUAUGACUGCGCCGGGUCUCGCUGGAAUUCCUGGGAGAAGGAACUCUGGGAAGCUGAUGUCCACGGAUAAGGCACCGCUGCGCCAGCUCCUGGACGCCACGAUCUCGGCGUAUAUCAACACCACGCACUCUCGGCUGACGCACAUCAGUCCACGGCACUAUGGAGAGUUCAUAGAGUUCCUGAGCAAAGCGCGGGAGACUUUUCUGCUGGCACAGGACGGACACAUUCAGUUUGCCCAGUUUAUAGACAACCUGAAACAGAUCUACAAGGGCAAGAAGAAACUGAUGAUGUUGGUCAGGGAGCGCUUCGGCUGACCUUACUGACCUUCUCUCACAGAGACCCUCUUCUUGGGGGAAGCAGUUACACUUCUGUGUUUCUAAUUUAAGUUUUAUUUCUUUUUAUUUUCACGUAUUUUGAGCCAUUUGCUGACUGAGGUUUUAUCCCGUUGUUCUCUUUCUUGAAUGUGAACCAGGAAGUGUUCGCAGUACAUUGCUCUACUUCAUUAAGACUGCAAAAGGGGGGGAAAGGUUUGAAAAACUAGAAAAACAAAGCAUUUUGCCCUCCUACUAAUGUUAAAUUUAGUGUUUAAAAAAAGGAAAAAAAGUCAAAAGAAUGUGACUGCAAAAGCAAAACAAACUUUAGUUUUGUGGGGGUACAUGAUGAUAUGAAAACCAAAUGAUUUAGCUGUAUGUACUGUUGAGCCAGAAGAUGCUUUCAGCUGGGGUUAAGAAGAAGGAGAGGUUUUCAGAGUGGAAGAAGCAUGUUAUUCCCAAAAAAAAUCCACUGAGGUCAAAAACACACAUAGUGUUAUUGUCAUACCUCGACUGUACUGUCAGCUUUAACUUCUUGAUCAGAAAUGGCCUCUUUGUUUCAUUCAGGGCAUUUUAGAGUAGAGAGGGCAGAAUACAGAACUCCCCAUGUGGUCUCUCUGUGGGGGAAGUCAGUACCUGCAGAUUUAAAAACCUUCACCUGCUGGUUUCUGACAAAUAUCUAAAAUAGGAAGUCCAACGAUGCUUCACAGAGUGUGUGUUUUUAAAUCCAGACGUCUGACAGUGACGUUCAGGCUGCUGCUUUAGCUAAGGUAGGGUAGUCGAGUCUCUAUAUAUAAAUACAGUAUAUCUGUUAUGCCCUCCUAUAAGCUUAUUUACAGUGACAAAAUACAACUGUGAGAACCGGUGGAGUCUCAUCCACUGCACUGCUCUUCAGCUAUUUGUGGCCAAAACCUUUUAAACGUGCAAGACUCCAGCACCCACUUUACCAUCACUACAUUGAGAUUUAGUCAGCAAGCAAUAUAAAUCAAGCCUCUGCUUCGUUUUUAUCACUAAAAACAAGUUCACUUUCUGGUGUUGUGCAAAGAAGCGUUGGAACCUGUUGGGGCCUCGUUGAUUUCACUGACUGUUAGUUCUGCAUGUCGCCGAAGUCCCUUUUCCAUCACAAGAACUGGAAAUCAGAUGCAUUACCUCAAAGGAAUGCAUCCUCACCUGGUUCAUGAUGCUGGCUCAGUAAUCCUUAAAACCGCAGAAUGAAGUUUGAGUUCUGUGGUCAUGUGUCUUAACCAACAUGAAGUGCAUUUCUUGUAGAUGUCACCAUGCUAGUUUUGCUAAGUUGGGCUUAGACACAUCUGCAAAUGUUUCCUUUGGCAUCAUGUCUCAUUGUGAAAUUUGGCUUAGCAAUUGGUUUUUAACUGCAAUCAUUUCAGCUCACUAUUUGAAUGGGUUUAGUCACCAGAAGCACCUGUUUAGGUUUAGAUGAACAUCGUGGUCUGGGUUCAGAUACCUCCACUAACAACACAUUCCACUUUGAAGCAAAGUACUAAAGGCAGAGAUGCCAAAGGUUCGAUACAGAACAUACUGGGAGUAAGAGCGUGUAGUGACAUGUUGUAGUAAGAACACGUCUCACAUUAUUCAUUAAUUAACAUACAGUUUAAUUUAUGCAUACAGUAAAUGUGACAUGCCUGCAAUGACUAUGUCUACACAGAGCCGCCACAGUGUCACUUUAUCAGAAACUAGCAGUGUUAUUUAUGACAAAUUUGAAAGGGACUUUAAAUGGGGUUUGAAAAAAUAAUGAAAAUUUAAUACAAUUUAGCCAAGUGGGUGGGAGGAUCCAUCUAUCCAUCCAUCCAUGCAGUUUCAUAACAACUUGUCCACUUCAGGUUUGCCGGGUUGCUUGAGCAUAUCCCUGCUGUCAUGAGUGAUAGAUGGGGCACACCCGGGACAGGUCGCACUCAAAUUCACACUAACUGCUAUUUCAGGAUGACCAAUUAAUGUCUUUGGACUGUGGGAGGAAGCCACACCACCCAGAGAGAACCCAGGCAACAGAGAACGCAUAUAAUGUGCUAAUGUCAGUGUGCCGUUAGCUUAUUAUUGCUGCUUGAUGAUAAAGAGAUUUCAAUAAUUGUAUAAAAUUUUAUGAUUAUAUAUAAUAAUUUAACCAGAUGUGACCCUCUUUGGAUGAGAGCAGGAAGUUGCUUAUGCUAGCACUGGCUAGCUAGCUUGGUUUAGCGGCAUGCAUUCAUUAAAAUGAAAACAAAAUCUACUCCCCAGAAUCUUUUAGUCCAAGCAAAAUUUAAAAAAAAAAGAAAGACUAGAGUUGCAACAGACUAAUUUUAAAUGUAAUAUUUGGCUUGUUGGGUAUUUUAUCGUGGAUCUGCAGUUUGUUGCCCCACUGCAUUGGCGUCAUUAGUUAGCUUUGUUUUUAGCUUACUCUGCUGGUCCCACAUUCAAUUCAAUUCAAUUUUAUUUAUAUAGCACCAAAUCACAACAAAAGUCGCCUCAAGGCGCUUCAUGGACAAAAAUAUUAAAGGUAUUCAAGUAGUGUGUUCAGAACCACUGAAAACCUAAAUAAACAAAAUUAAAAAGACAUAAAUGUAAAAUGUUAAAUAUCAGGUGAGCAGCAGUAAAUAGACUAGCCCCGUCAUCUUUCCUUCAGUUUCUCGGUCUUGUGAUGGAAAAGACGCAAAGUCACCUGUGAAAGCUGCUGGUCAUGAUCAUCAUCAACAGUGAAGAUGAGUCCUCCUUGACUUUCUCACAGGGCUGCAGUGCAAACUCAAAGACUAGAGUUUACUUGAUGACUUCAUUGUAUGUAUUUGAGACCACAUAUCUUGGCACAGGAAGCCGUUUUCUCUUUAUGGGGGAUCUCCACACCCCCUUUUUCUUACCCAGUGGCAAAGUGUUGUUGUUACCAGCAGUAAUGCAGUACAGAAAGAGCUUGAAUCUUUUACUGGUCAGACUUAAUGUCAUCGUUUAAAGCACUUCACACGAAUACCUCUUCAGUGCGUUCCUGCCUGCUUCAGCAUUUAUUUAUUGGUAGAACACUUUUUGAAUGGAGGAACAUUUUCCUGUCUGCUUUUACAUUCCACAAGAGCUACCUUCACCCAAAACCUGGGUAGUCAGUCACAACUCUGGGCCUUUACUUUCUUUCUCUCUGUCUUUUUUUGUUUUGUUUUUGGUUUUUUUGGAUCUGAAGAAAUGCAGAUAGAAGAAUGGGAAUGAAAAAAGGAAAACUGAGCAAAAAGAAGAGAGGCUAAACUCAGUUCUCAGGGACACCACUUAAAGAAACAAAACAAAAAGUAGUAGCAUUUAGCAUUUAAGAUAUUGUAAAUACUAAAGUGUCAAUUCAAAAAAUUGUAAAGUUAUAAUUAUUUAUGAUGUAUGUUAUGGUUUUGUUCUUUGUUUUUAUGAUUUUGACGGGGUGUACUUGAAUUGUUUUGGACAGGGGUGUUUGACAACUUUUUUUUUCCCUUUUUUGUUUUGUAAGAGCAAAGACUUCAAGGCAUUUCUCAGGUGCUCCUGUGUACAUUUCUUUCAGUUUUUGUUUUUUGGCUUUUUUUUUUUCUUGCUUU